This is a messenger RNA of Solanum dulcamara, 2388 nucleotides long. RefSeq names its product arabinosyltransferase XEG113. Lineage: Eukaryota; Viridiplantae; Streptophyta; Magnoliopsida; Solanales; Solanaceae. Gene Ontology annotation, molecular function: arabinosyltransferase activity. The transcript has 13 exons. The coding region runs from base 189 to 2099 and encodes 636 amino acids. The record is from RefSeq and is a predicted model, not a curated record. Gene Ontology annotation, biological process: cell wall pectin biosynthetic process. Gene Ontology annotation, cellular component: Golgi apparatus.
UCCAAUUAUUCACUACUUAAUUAAUCAAUCUUCCUUCACAUAUUUCGAUUUCAGACAGCUUUGAUGGCGGUUGACUUUUCACCAGCUUUGAUGGCUGCUACACUAAAUUACUAAAAAGAUACACUAAAUUAGUUGCUCUGUUUUCUCAUCUGAAUGGAAUAGAUUUGGAGGAUUUACAGGAUUUAAAGAUGGCUUGGGAGAAUCCAUUUAAGGAAAUGGCGAAUUCCAAGCCAUUGUUCUUGACGAUCUAUGCUACAGUCUUGAUCGGAAUAGUUUUCUCUUCGGUUUAUGUAUUUUCCGCCAUUUACUCUUCUCCUAAUUCCACAUUUUCUCUUUCCAUUGCUCCUUCCACUUCUUCUUCAGAUGCAAAAGCAGAACCUUCAAUUCAAGCAUCAAAUUUUUCUCAUCGACAAGCAGGUGGUGAUUCAACAGCAGUGGAACCCCAGCUUCAAAGCAAAUUAUUGAAGCCAACUUGGACAGUUCCCCCUGCGGGUUCAAAGAUGCCAGAUUUAGAAACUUUCAAAUUAUCAAAAGAACUGGUUCAGAAAAGAGUUAUAGACAAUAUUGUAGUUGUGACCUUUGGUAACUAUGCUUUCAUGGAUUUUAUCUUGACGUGGGUUAAACAUUUGACAGAUAUGGGUGUUGAAAACCUUCUCGUCGGUGCAAUGGACACAAAGCUACUAGAGGCGCUUUAUUGGAAAGGAGUACCAGCUUUUGAUAUGGGUAGCCAUAUGAGCACUAUAGAUGUUGGAUGGGGUUCACCAACAUUUCACAAAAUGGGGAGAGAGAAAGUUGUACUCAUAGAUUCUAUCUUACCUUUUGGCUUUGAACUCCUAAUGUGUGAUACAGAUAUGGUGUGGUUAAAGAACCCUCUUCCUUAUAUAGCACGUUUCCCUGAAGCAGAUGUAUUGACCUCUACCGAUCAAGUUGUACCAACAGUUACCGAUGACAGAUUGGACCUGUGGCGACAAGUUGGAGCUGCUUAUAAUAUUGGAAUCUUCCACUGGCGGGCUACUGAGUCCGCAAAGAAACUGGCCAAAGAAUGGAAAGAAAUGAUUUUAGCCGACGACAAGAUAUGGGAUCAGAAUGGUUUCAAUGAACUUGUGCGCAGACAGUUGGGACCUUCUGUUGAUGAAGACAGUGGGCUCGUCUAUGCUUAUGAUGGAAAUCUCAAGCUUGGUCUUCUCCCGGCAAGUAUUUUUUGCAGUGGGCAUACCUAUUUCGUCCAGGCUAUGUUUCAACAUCUAAGAUUGGAGGCUUAUGCUGUACAUACAACAUUCCAGUAUGCUGGAACAGAAGGAAAGCGUCACCGAUUACGUGAAGCCAUGGUGUUUUAUGAUCCACCUGAAUACUAUAAUCCACCAGGAGGACUUUUGACUUUUAAGCCGUCAAUCCCCAAAAACUUGCUACUGGAUGGAGAGCAUACCAUAGAGACACACUUCACUCUUAUUAAUUAUCAGAUGAAACAAAUAAGGACUGCGCUUGCUGUUGCUUCAGUGCUGAAUCGUACCUUGGUGAUGCCGCCACUAUGGUGCAGGUUGGAUAGGUUGUGGUUUGGACAUCCUGGUAUUCUUCCAGGUUCUUUGACAAGGCCACCUUUUGUUUGUCCUCUGGAUCAUGUUUUUGAGAUUAAUGUAAUGUUGAAGGAAAUGGCAAAUGAUGAAUUUGGACCUGGUAUCAGUAUUAGGGAGUACUCAUUAUUUGAGAAUCCAUCAAUGCCAGAAGAGGUGAAAAAGUCAUGGCUUAAUGUGCAUCUCUGCCAAGAAGGGUCACCGGGCUGUCAGGUUAAUAGUACAAGUCAAAGUGGGGUUCUCAAGCUUCCCAAACAUAGUACAGAAGAAACGUUGAAGACCGCAUUCUCCAAGUUUGAGGAUGUGAAAGUAAUCCAGUUCUCAUCAAUGCAAGAUGCCUUUGAUCGUUUUACGGACAAGACAAGGGAAGAACGAUUCAGGUUUCGUGUCAAGAGGUAUGUAGGCAUUUGGUGUUGCGUGGAGAAUCACACACCAGGUCACAUAUACUAUGAUAUGUAUUGGGAUGAGAAACCUGGUUGGAAAGCAGUACCUCCCAACUCUACAAACGACGACCAUCCGCCUUGGUGAGGCAUUGGACUCCAUUACCCUCAGAGAAGUGUGAAAAGAAAUCCUACUCCAGUGUCUCUAUAACACCUUGCAAUUCAAGAGGGAUGUACCAUUGUUUCAUAGAGAAAUGUACUUUUGAAUCUGUAGAGUUGGUAUGAAGGAUUAGUCCUUCAUUAGGAUAGAACAUAUGUGCUUUUUUAUGUACAAGCAGAAAAUUUUGAUUGUUCCAGCAUUAGAAAAGUACAAAAUAAUGAAAGUGUAUAAUUUUGAUUUGAGUAAAGAUGGCAGCCAACCAAACGGUUAUCAUUGA